This is a messenger RNA of Aspergillus nomiae NRRL 13137, 1206 nucleotides long. RefSeq names its product Gfo/Idh/MocA family protein. NCBI's taxonomy places the organism in Eukaryota, Fungi, Ascomycota, Eurotiomycetes, Eurotiales, Aspergillaceae. The record is from RefSeq and is a predicted model, not a curated record. The transcript has 2 exons. Gene Ontology annotation, molecular function: nucleotide binding. The coding region runs from base 1 to 1206 and encodes 401 amino acids.
AUGGAGCCGAAAACUAUCCGCUGGGGCAUCCUAGCCACCGGCGGAAUCGCUGAAACAUUCACCAAGGACCUCCUAGUCGACCCAGCAACCCGCAAUGUCACUUCCAUUAAACACACCGUAGUGGCAGCAGCCAGCUCUUCUGGGGCCCCUCGAGCCCAAGCCUUUCUAACAACUGUUUGUGCACCACCAUCAGCCAAGGCAUACGGCUCUUACGAGGAACUUGCGGCGGACCCAAACGUGGACAUCAUCUACGUCGCAACUCCCCAUUCACACCACUACCGGAACGUCAAGCUUUGCCUGGAGUCCGGGAAGAACGUCCUCUGCGAAAAGGCAUUCACCGUCAAUGCGGCGCAAGCAGAGGAGCUCGUCCGGAUUGCCCGCCAGAAGAACCUGUUCCUCAUGGAGGCGCUGUGGACUCGCUACUUCCCUUUAUCGGUGUAUGUUCGGGAGACUAUCACCUCGGGAAGACUGGGAACCAUCAUGCGGGCGUCCGCGGAUAACUCCCUCGAUCUCAGUCCUGAACAGAAUUUCAGCCCCGAGCAUCGAAUGGUCAGCCCUGCUCUGGCUGGUGGCGCGUUGCUCGAUAUGGGUAUUUACAGCCUGACGUGGAUUUUCCAGACCCUGUACACGACCCAAUCCCCCGAGGCGCGCCUAAAUGCCCCGCCGCCCCGUGUGGUGUCCAGUAUGCAGAAGUACGGACCUACCGGCGUGGAUGAAACGGUUAGCAUGCUGCUUACUUUCCCACGGGAUCCUGAACUCGGAGGCGACAUGCAUGGGGUUGCGACGACGGGGUUCCGAGUGGCGAAUGAUAUCGACGGGAAGGGCUCUGCUGGGCCGGCUGUUCGGAUUCAGGGGAGGAAGGGCGAGUUGCAGGUGUGGCCGCCUAUCUAUCGACCUACUCGCACACGACUCGUUCUUGCCGAUGGGACGGUCGAGGAUAAGACCUGGCCGCAGCCUGGGCCGGGCAAGGGGAGCAACUGGUUCAACGGAUAUUCGAUCGCUGGGACGAAUCCAGAGGGUGAGGGCUAUGGGAUGUUCUGGGAGGCAGACGAAGCAGCCAUGGCUCUCAUUGAAGGCAGAAAAGAGAGCCGGUACCAAGGGCUGGAUGAGUCUGUUCUCAUCAUGCAGGUCAUGGAUGAUGCCCGGAGGCAGAAUGGUCUUCUCUAUCCCCAGGAUAUCGAAGCCACCGAUGAAAAGAAACAGUGA